UUGUCUAUCAAAUGACCCAUUAGUACACGACGAUAUUCGAUUAAAGCGGGGCAUCGGCUAUCAUAAAACAUAUGAGAUUGUGAACAGUUUCUACAACUCAUUUCGCCCGAACAUUUGUGCUCUUUCUACUUACUGUUGUUUAACUAAGAUUGACCAUUGUUUUGUACUUCUCAUUGAGAAUGUGCGAAAGAAGAUAGCACUCGAGCAGAGCUACAUGUUGUUCAUGAACAAAUUGCUGCAUUGUCAAAACUAAAAUCGACCGGAUUAUGGAAGCCAGAAGAUGGAAAAAGUUUGAACAAAUUAUUUGAAAUACAAAGGAAAUUAAAUAAUAAAAUCAAUCGUUUGAGAAGCAAUCGGAUUGCUCAAGUUCGAGUUCGAAAGAACAGAAAAGUACAACUGUAAUGUUUGCUUGAUCAUAAUCCUGAAAUUGCUAGUGAAUUGAAUGCAUUCACCCAUUCCAGUGUUGGACGUCGGAACAUAGAGCACACACAGCCUGGAUUACUAGGUAAUUUGUGCUAAUGUCCUCCAAAAAUUCAAAAGUACUAUAGAUCUGCAGUUUUAGGGGUUAUAGUGGAUAUCGCAAAUUCUGGUGUGGUUGCGGUUGAUGGUCGUCGACGCACGGAUGUAAUAGAAUCUUGUUCAACAUUGGAUUCACUACAUCAACAAUUACAGGCUAAAGGAUAUCAAAUUAGCAGAACUGCUACAUUACUACCGAAGUCUUCACGAACUAUCGACGGUAAAAGACACGUUCACACCGUCCCCGUUCGAAUUCGUCAACCAGAGAAUAGUGUUCAUAAACAUCACCAGGAUACAAAAUUCGCAAGAGCUACAAUCGACGAUUUAAAGACAAUUGCUAGUAUACUCGGGAAUGAUGCCGUAUUGUAUUUGAGCGAAGAUGACAAAUGUCGUAUUCCGAUGGGGGUACCCGCAGCCCAAAAACAAUCAGCAAUAUUAAUGAGCAUGAAAAUACAGAUCAAACUUCCCGAUCACGAUUUUGUAGUUGCCACAAAACAUAAACUAGUUCCCAAAAAGCGCGUAACAUUCAGUGGACCGACGUUUGCAGCCAUCCGAUCAGGAAAACAUGAUCAUAGUACUGCUCAGGCGCAUGCUACCGAUUUUGAAACCUUAAUACAACUACCCGAAUUCGAAAAAGCAGUCCUGACUGAGGACAAGUUGAAACCCGUUGUCGUGAUGUCCGUUGAUGGCGGUCCAGAUGAAAAUCCACGAUUUCCAAAAACAAUUGCAGCUGCAACUACUAUCUUUCAAAAAUUCGAUUUAGACGCUCUGCUCGUGGUGACCAAUGCUCCUGGACGAUCUGUCUUCAACGAAAUUGAACGAAGAAUGGCACCAUUAUCUCAUGAACUAUCUGUAUUACUCCAUGAUCAUUUUGGAAAUCAUCUGAAUGGGAAAGGAGAAACAGUCGACAAAGUUUUAGAAAUCAGAAAUUUCGAACGUGCAGGUGAAACAUUAGCCGAAGUCUGGUCACAACUAAAAACUGAUGAUCAUCCUGUUGUUGCAAUGUAUGUGAAACCGCCAAUCGAUAAGCCGAGCACUAUCAUCUGUAAAGAAAACCUGUUAUGGACCUCUACCCACGUUCGUCAAAGCCAAUAUCUACUACAAAUCGUACGGUGUGAUGAUAGAAGCUGUUGCAAGCAAUGGAGAUCAUAUUAUCCACACCUAGUUAAUAAUCGUUUUAUCGUCCCCCCUAUUGCGCUUGUCAUGUCAACACGUGGACCUCUCCCAACUCAGCUCAAUGGUGCAAACGCAAAAUUUUCUAGUCUAUUGGAACGUCAACAAUUAGAAACAUUGAUUAAAUCACAUUUAAAUCUCGAUGUCAUUCCAUUUGAUUACUACUGCCCAUCUGUACAACAGGAUAUCGACCGACGAGUUUGUCAAAAAUGUUAUUUAUAUUUUCCUUCUAUUGCUGCCCUGAAUCGACAUAAAAAGAUUCACACUGAUAAAUUUUCUAAGCAACAACAAUUAAGUGCUGAUCUCGACAGUGACAAGUGUAGUCAGUUAAGCGACUAUGAAUACAAAGAUGAGGAAGACAUGGAAUAG
Molecule: messenger RNA, 2058 nt
Organism: Didymodactylos carnosus
Lineage: Eukaryota; Metazoa; Rotifera; Eurotatoria; Philodinida; Philodinidae
Source: the annotation of a GenBank genome assembly